Macrosteles quadrilineatus (aster leafhopper) is the source of this 844-nucleotide messenger RNA. Its product is annotated as sarcoplasmic calcium-binding protein-like. NCBI's taxonomy places the organism in Eukaryota, Metazoa, Arthropoda, Insecta, Hemiptera, Cicadellidae. The record is from RefSeq and is a predicted model, not a curated record. Gene Ontology annotation, cellular component: uniplex complex. The transcript has 6 exons. Gene Ontology annotation, biological process: calcium import into the mitochondrion; mitochondrial calcium ion homeostasis. The coding region runs from base 253 to 762 and encodes 169 amino acids. Gene Ontology annotation, molecular function: calcium ion binding.
GUUUAACACUGUGAUAUUUGAUACAUUUAUUUUCAAUUGUUUCAGGGGAAUGGAAGUUGUCCAUAUGUUCAAAAUGCUCAGGAUAGAACUGUUUACCAUCCUCUCCUCCAGGAGCUGAGACUGUAUAGCAGGUCGGCUUCAGGGAAAAAGGAACAGGAACUUGUCAAUCAAUCUGAGUCAGAUUCCGACUCGGAUUCUGAUUAUGAAACUGAGCACAAAGAAAGGGGAGCCAGUGAGUUUUGGAGGAGAAAGAUGAGGACAUUCCAUGGAAUUUUAGACCUCAACAAAGACGGGGUGAUAUCGUUCGAUGAUCUACAGAUUCUAGUUGACCGAUUUGUAGACCUCGGUCAUCUUUCUCCCCACCAUCAACAGGAGUUAAACAAUAUUAUCAAGCGUAUGUGGGAAGAGCGAUGGGGAAGUAUUGACCCUUAUAACAUGGUCACCACGGAGCAAUACCUUGAUGAUAUGCAUCAUGUUAUAAAUGACAAACAGCUUAGAAAGAAGGUCCACACCUUCCUCCCUUACUUGUUCAAAGCUCUUGACAAAGACAGAAGUGGACUGAUUUCCGUACAAGAGUACAAGUUGUUCUUUCAGUGUCUUGGAUUGUCCAAUGAAGCGGCUGUGGUCUCAUUCAGUGUGAUUGACGAGAAUAACGAUGGCCAGAUAAGCUUGAAGGAGUUUGUAAAACUUGGCCGACAAUUCUUCCUUUCCGAAGACCACAAGAGCCCUAGCAAGAUGUUCUGGGGCCCUCUCACUCACUGACAGAUGUGAAUUCACAUUUACCAUAUUUUUAUAUACUCUUGUUUUAUUCAAGUCACAUUAAUAAAGUUGUUUAAUUUGAUAA